AGCACAUUGCACAUCACGAUGUCGCAAGACGAGAUGAAUUGGUUAAAGGCAGCCGUCCUGCCGGGUCCAGUGGCCUGUCUGCAAUCAAAAAGUACGAUCCGCAGCUGGAACGAUCUUCGCUCUGCAGGUUCAGCGCUUGUUGACACGAUUGCCGAUCAUGCGUUUAUUCCUCCUUCAACUCAUUUCUGUUGCAGCGUACGGUGCGGCCGCCGAGAAGCUUCUCUACCGCAACACCUUCAGCAACAGCUCCUCAAUUGCUUCAUGGGUCGCCGAAGGCCCCGUCACUGCCAACGUGACCAACAAUACUCUUACCCUCGGUGGCGCGGGCAAGAUCGACGAAUAUUUCGUGUACUGGUUGCCUGAGAUUUUCCCUGACCGCAUAAGGAUCUCAUGGGAUUUUCAGCCUAUUCAAGAACCUGGCCUGGCUAUGUUCUUUUUCGGUGCGACUUCCGUCUCAGGUGGUAGCAUCUUCGAUCCCAGUCUCAAGCCGCGCAAUGGAAGCUACCCUCAGUACCACUCCAGUGACAUUAGGCUCCUUCAUGCGAGCUACUUUCGCAGAAGAUGGCCGGAGGAGAGGCAGUUCCACGUCGCGAACCUGAGGAAGAGCCCAGGAUUCAAUCUUGUUGCACAGGCUGCAGAUCCAAUCCCUGAUGUCGCUGAUACGCAAGGUGCGUACUACAACAUCACGGUGGUCAAGGACAAGAGGGAGGCGAGCUUUUACAUCAACGGGCUCGAGAUCUUCAGGUUUGAUGACACCAAGACCAACACUGGUCCAGUCGUUCGGGAGGGCAGAAUUGCAUUCCGGGGCAUGCAGCCGCUGGUUGCGAAAUAUCGCAAUCUGGAGGUGUGGUCGCUGUAGCAGCAGAGCAAUGACAGCCCAACAAGGCUUCUGCAAUAUCAGUUCUAAAUCAAAAUGCACUCCGGGGCAAUAAAGAGAUGGCGUUGGCGCGCAAUGAUUUCUCUGAGGUUGCUAGUGAAUACAGCAGGUGCCCAGGUUGAGAACGGCCCACUCCACAUCUUCGGAGGAGGGACUGGUACGGCUUCAGACAUCACAAAAUGCCGCUAGCUCAGUCGAAACGAGCAGGUUGAUUUUGGCACAAUUAGAUACUUGACUGAUGUUUGCGUGCGCUCGAAUGGAAUCUUACACACCAACCUGAAUGCAGCCGUGGUACAAGACCCUUGCGAUGCUUUGGAGUUAACACGACGGGUACAUUAGAUGAAUAGGUUCAACGGCCAAACAACUUUCCUUUUAUUUUCUAACCAAAAAUAUCCGGACAAAA
Didymella exigua CBS 183.55 is the source of this 1280-nucleotide messenger RNA. Its product is annotated as DUF1961-domain-containing protein. The record is from RefSeq and is a predicted model, not a curated record. The coding region runs from base 158 to 859 and encodes 233 amino acids. NCBI's taxonomy places the organism in Eukaryota, Fungi, Ascomycota, Dothideomycetes, Pleosporales, Didymellaceae. The transcript has a single exon.